This is a messenger RNA of Prosopis cineraria, 989 nucleotides long. RefSeq lists its product as uncharacterized. The record is from RefSeq and is a predicted model, not a curated record. The transcript has 4 exons. The coding region runs from base 1 to 651 and encodes 216 amino acids. NCBI's taxonomy places the organism in Eukaryota, Viridiplantae, Streptophyta, Magnoliopsida, Fabales, Fabaceae.
AUGCCCAUUAUUUGUGAGCUUUAUGCUUGUGCCUCUUUCUCAUGGCUUCUUGCCAAGCCAGCUAUGUUAUUUACCCUUAUAGAUUAUGUGUUCACACUUCUUUUUAUUUCCAUUUCCAUUUCAUUUUCGGGAACCACCAGACGCGAGAAAGAGAGAGAGAAAUCUAGAAAAAAAAAGCAGAGAGAGAUCACCGCCUCUGCUCUUCUCCGAUCCUAUCUGGUCACCGACGUUCUCCAUUCUUCCUCCUCCGCUGAUCAGCUCGCCGUCGACAGGUGCAUGAGUUCUGUCCGUGUUGCUGUGUGUGGGUGCUUCAAGAUUUUCUUUCUAUUUCAUUCUUUGUUCUGCCUCCUCUACUGUCGACGGUGCACUUCCGGUAGGUGCGUGAGGAGCUUGAUCCGCCAGAGUAGGAGGAUCUUCCUACAAGUUCUUCUUCUUCCCUCUUCGCUGCAGUCGACUUCGUCUUCCUCAAUUUUGAGUGGCCAAAAUUCUUCCCCUGUUCAGCCAUAUAAUCUAUCUUCUUCUUCCUUGCUUGUGUUUCGUUGGCUACUUGAGGACAAAGCAUUGACCUUCAGUACUAGUUUGGAAGUAAGUUAUGCACUUGAAAACUUUACAGAUAGCGUAGCUAAGGCUGUACGUCCUGCUGAUCACUGAAGGACUUCUUUUGCUGAAUUAUGUGUAGAUUUCUUUGGUAAAUAUCUUCUAUUGAUACAAAUAUGAAAUUUAUGUAUCAUAUUAUGAAAAAUAUAAUUAGGUGCUCCACAUAGACUAUAGUCAGGGUUCUUAUUUUGUUAUAUACUUUGUUUAUUGACUGGAAGGAGCAAAGCUCCUGGUUAUUGUGAUUUUUUUGAUUGAACGUUUUGUUGUAAAAUUUUCGGGAUGGUCCUAUUUACGAGGGAAGUUCUGCUGAAAUUUCUACAAGAAUAAGAAAGCUUUUAUGAAAAUGAUCAUGCAUGUUAUAAUUUAAUAUAAACAUAAUUAUGUUUUAGUAA